Molecule: messenger RNA, 1685 nt
Organism: Anopheles stephensi (Asian malaria mosquito)
Lineage: Eukaryota; Metazoa; Arthropoda; Insecta; Diptera; Culicidae
Exons: 5
Coding region: 271-864 (197 amino acids)
Source: RefSeq, a predicted model, not a curated record
AUCCACCUGUCUUCUUGACAGUAGCUCAACAGGGAGUUGAAGCGAGCAGUAAAAAAGUGUUGUUGGAUUUUUCUGCAGCGUCUAGCAUCAACCAGAUCUGUUAAUAUUUUCUGUAUUCUCAUUAGAAAUACUGUUAAAAUUACUGUUUGAUGUAGUUGUGCCUGCUUAAAGUUUCAAUAAUUUGCUAUCAAUUUCGCUGAGUCACCGAAAACAGUGCUUGUGGUGACCGGGAAAUACACGAUCGAAUUUCGCGAGAAAUAGCAAAGCAAAAUGGCUUCCAUCAUAGAAAGUGAAGAAGAACUGGCGUGUUUGAGUCGAGAAAUUGAUGAGGAGCUUGAUGAGAUUGCAAGCACUUGCACUUGGAUUUUAGCACAGAACUACCUUAAGCCUACGAUUAACAAUGUCGUAACAAUCGGCGAUAUAGCGCUUCUGAAGAUGUUGGGUUCUGAAUCCUUUAUAGCGAAGAAUAAUUCGUUUGUGGCAACUGCCUCUGCUUUAUGGAACAUUAAUAAUUCCGAACAUCUCAUUAGCACCAGAGAGCAAAUCGUAAGCAACGGAAUCGACUUGGAGAAUAUGAUUGCCCAAAUGCGGUCAGGAAAACUGGAAGGUGAAUUGGAAGACUAUCGUGAGAAAAUUCGCGAAAUACGGUCCAAAAAGCAUACCAUCCAAUACAAAAUGAAUGAAAGACUACAGCAUGUCAAUGCAGAGGAACUGAGCAUUGCAGGAUUCAUUGAUUUGCUGAAAGAGAUAAAACGAGACACUGAAACUAUUGUUCAAUGCCAUGAGCAAGAGCUUCAAAAGAUGGAAAGCGCAUUCAACGAUGGGGCCUUCGAGUCUCCUUUGUUUGCUGAUACAUGUGAGUAGUACGUUGGAUAGAAUGUAUGUGACUUGUGCUGUGUUAGAAAUAGUUUCUGGAAUUUAAACAUGAGUGACAUUAAUUAAACGUUCUAUAAAACAAUUAUGUAUGCUUCGUCUUUGUACUGAAGGAUAAUUCUAUGUUUCAUAUUAAUUUCGACAAAUUAGACAACAUCAAAGCGGACAUUUUUUAAUCUUAUAGAACGGCCUGGCUGUACUGUACGAUUUUCAUUUUCAGACUUGGGAAAAAAGAAAGAGUUUAUUCCAUUCUUUUAUUAGAAAUGAGAGUAGUAUUCUUUUGUUUAAAAUUCAUUUCUUCUAAAAGUCAACGCAUCCAAACAGGUUGCUGUCCUGCCUUUGAAAGCGCUAUACAGUCAGCCUCCGUUGUAGUCAUCAAUGAAUAGGUUCUGUUGUCUACUUGUCUAACCUAGAGUACCUCCUCCUGUCACUGAUUUCUCAUGCCCGAUCUGCGUCGCAUUGAUCAUGCCCUAUUUGUAUUAGUGUACUUGAUAUCGUCUGAUAUCAGACCCUGACGGAUUUGUUCAACUCGUACCCGAUAUUUACUUUUAUCUUUACCUUUCUUUACCUGUGGUUGAUGCAUUUAUAUUGUUUCGUUUAGCGAGUCAUAUACAUAUGUUGUUUUAUGUCCCAAAUAUUGCCAUGCCCUGCUAUGGUUGAUGAAAUUCGCUAAGAUGGUUGAUGAAAUGAAAUGUACACUAAUUCAAUACUAGUGCAGAAUCUUCGUCAUUAUCAUUACCUCUUCUCGUUGCAAAAUUUGCGCAACAAGUGCUGCCUUUUAACGUUCAGAAUGGAGAGGUUCUUCAUUUGGA